UGUCCCCUACCAGGUUGGAGCAAAGGUCCACAGCGCGGAGAGGCUCAGCCUCCUCCGGUGUCCGGGGCCAUGUCCGAGCGCCGGGCGGCCACCAAGGGCCGGCGUUUGGGCUCCAGCCGGCGCAAGCAGCUGCGGGAGGGCUCCGGGGAGGCCCCGGUACCGGCACCCAGCCCCGGCGAGGAGCCACCGUGGGCAUCCGAGAUAGAGCAGAGGGUGCAGCACUUCCUCAGCAGCCGGGGCGCGGAGCGGGCGGGAUGUGUCACCCGCUCGGACAUGCAGAAACUGCGGGAGGAGGAAGGUUUCCCGUGCAGCACGGAGGAGCUGGAGCUCGUGUUCGACGGGCUGGAUGCCGCCGGCACCGGGCGGCUGCGAGGCGAGGAGUUCACGGCCGGGCUCCGGCAGUUCCUGAGCUCGCAGAGCGCUGCCAGGGAGCACCGGCGCCGGAAAACAGCGUCGAGGAGGGUCCGGCUGGUGCUGCCCCGGCCGGAGCUGGAAAGGGCGGACAGCGAGGAGCGCAGGCACUUUGCAGCCUUCAUGGAGCAGCUGGGCACAGACAACGCCUCCGAAGAACAGGAGAUCUGGCAGCUGUGGGUGAAGCUCCGGCAGGAUGAGCCCCAGCUCCUGGACAACCUGGAGGAUUUCCUGGCCAAGAUGAGGAACCGCAUCCAAGACACCAGGAGCAAGAAGGAGGCUUUGGAGAUGACUCUAAACAAGCGGGUGGCUGAGCACGACAAGGACGUGCAGCAGCUCUGCGAGCUCCUGGAGCAGCAGAUCCAGCAGGAGCAGCUGCGGCUGCAGCAGCAGAGCGCGGCCCGGAGCCACCAGCAGGGUGAGGAGCUGCAGCGAGCGCUGGAUGCCAGCGAGAGGGAGGUGCAGCGCUUGGUCUCGGCGCAGACGGAGCUGGAGCGGCGCUGCCGCAGCCUGCAGAGCUCCCAGCAAGGCACCAGCACGGAAAACCGGGAGCUGCAGGAGAGCAACCGAGCACUGGAGCAGCACCUGCAGCACCUGCACCGGCAGCUGCAGCACACCCAGGGCCACCUGAGGACAAUGAGGGCCACGGUGGCUUGGGAGCCCGGGGACACAGUGGUGGCAGAGUUACCCAUCGAGGUGCCGGUGUCCCCCCAGCUGAGUCCGGGGAAGAGCGAGAAGUUCCGCUCCGAGAUGCGGAUCCGGCUGGGAUCCCAGAGCRGCGAGAGCAAAGCCAAGAGCCCCCACCAAGUGGUUUGGGAAAUGCUGCCAGCAGAAAUGAACCUUUCAGGAGCCCCACGGAAAGCGAGCUCUGCAGAGGAGGACCCUUUCCCAGAACCUGUGAAAGAGGAACCCAUCUCUGACCAAAGCUCUUUGCUAAGAGAGAUGAAUGAGGCAAUAGCAGCUCUGAGCAAACAUCUGAAGGCACAGGCAGACACUCCCUGGCAUGAAGCUGAGCCCCAAAUGGGGCCAGAGGCAGCCACAGCCCAUGGAACAACCCCUGGGGUCCUGCAGGAGACCCUCCCCAGCCACAUCCAUCAUGAGCUGCAGGAGGGACCAGGCACAGCUGAGGUUCCUGCUCCGGGUGUGACACAGGCUGAUGUGUGGCGSCUUGGUGCUCCAGGACAGGCAGCCCAAAGGGAGCUUCAGGAGCAGGUUUCAGCACAGGGACAUGAGGGGAGGCUCCUGUCCCCAAAGCUGGAGGGGGAGACACCGCACACAAUGGAACCGGAGCAUGCGGCUGCUGGACCCGCUGAGCACCCAAAGCGAGAGGGGCCAUCAACACUGAGCGUGGCAGUGCCACCAGAAGGUGCUGGGAGUGAUCAGCUGGGGAUGGUCCUCAGACAUAACCCACUGGGGCAAAGGCAGCUUUUGGGGGGACAACAGAGCAAAGAUGUCAGUGUUGGUACACAAGAGAAGAUGCAAGAGUUUGGUCACAAAACAAGCCAAGAAGGCAAGCCCAGCCCAGCAGAGCCAGGGGCUGUGACUGCAGGCGGGGCAGGAGCUGCCCCAAGGGGUUGUCCCAAAGCUCCUCAGGACCCAGACCACCUCUACAACGUGCUGUUUGUCGGGGACUCCCACGUGGGCAAAACGUCRUUCCUGUACCGCUUGCACGCCGACGCCUUCAAUCCCCACCUCAGCGCCACCGUGGGACUGGAUUAUCAGAUCAAAACCCUCGUUGUGGAUAACAAGUGCUUUGCCCUCCGUCUGUGGGACUCAGCUGGUCAGGAGAGGUACCGCAGCGUGACCAAGCAGUUCUUCCGGAAGGCGGACGGGGUGGUGCUGAUGUACGACAUCACCUCCGAGUAUUCCUUCUCCGACGUGCGCUACUGGCUCAGCUGCAUCCAGGAGGCAGCAGAGGAUGGAGUUGCUGUUCUGCUUCUUGGGAACAAAACCGACUGUGCUGCCCAGAGACAGGUCCCUACGAAGGAGGGGGAAUGUUUGGCCAAGGAGCAUCAGCUGAUGUUUUAUGAGUGCAGCGCUGCCUCGGGCCACAAUGUCUUUCAGUCCAUGGUCAGCUUCAUCAGGUUGCUCAAAGCUCGUGAAGAUGAAUUGAAAAAUAAGGCAGAGGAGGUACCAACAGCACCCCAGAAGAAAAAAGGCUGCUGCUGGUGAUGGACAAACACGCCCUCAGUGAUCUGAAACUGCAGCAACAGCCAGAAAGRCAUGAAAACAGCCCUUGGACACCUUCUCUGCUCCCCUUGUCUUCCUUGCCUGGGCUUCCUUGGAUGCUGAGAGCAAAAGYUGCUGUGGGGAAGCCCCUGCCAGUCCCACAGAGCACACCAGCUCUCCAAAAUACUUCUUGGGAAACUUCAUCACUUUCUUUCAGGAACCAAAAACAGGCCAAGGAAAGAGGUAGAAAAGGAACUCAGCUGGGUCUGAGAUGCUGAACAAUGCUGGGAACAGCAGGGAGUAAACCCAAGCCUUGGGGUAGAAGAAACGAGAACCUGGAGCCAUCCAAGUGUACAAAACAAGGAGGUUUUGUGCCCUUGUUGCUCUGGGGACUUACUCUGGCUUUGCAAUCUGAUUGGAUUUGAUCAGGAACAAUGAGCUGUCCAAUAUCUCCUAAAAGUGCUUAAGUGUCUCCAAUUAGGAAAGGAAAAGCUGAUUUUUCCCUUUCCUGGUUUAUCCUGCCAGUGAGCAGUGAUGGGGCUUGAUGGAAACUGAAUAUCUUGCUCGAAAUAAAUUCAAAAGCCCUAAGAGCACAUGAAGGAUAAUAAGAAGAUAAGUGCUUGUAAGAGGUUUUUUCAUUGUGUUGCCCCUCGAGCAGAUUUCUGAGCUAUUGCRACGAAUCUCAGGCUGGGCAGGAAAGAACUGCUGCAUCCUGCCCUUCUGCUCUUUGUGAAGUACUGAAUUGGUUUUAAAUCCAGCUUGAAAAAAUCUAAAUAAGCACAUGUCACAAUUUCAAGGUUGUUUUUUUACUUUUUCUUUUUACAGUUCCAUAGAACUGCAUUUUUCUUUCUGCAAAAAGACAUACAGACUAAAUAAA
Messenger RNA from Malurus melanocephalus (red-backed fairy wren), 3457 nucleotides. It is a transcript of the gene RAB44, whose product is annotated as RAB44, member RAS oncogene family. NCBI's taxonomy places the organism in Eukaryota, Metazoa, Chordata, Aves, Passeriformes, Maluridae. The transcript is spliced from 16 exons. Gene Ontology annotation, molecular function: GTP binding; GTPase activity; calcium ion binding. Bases 70 to 2583 code for a protein of 837 amino acids. The record is from RefSeq and is a predicted model, not a curated record.